AUGGAGCGUUACGAGUCUCUCGGUCUGGUCGGGGAGGGCAGUUAUGGCACCGUUCUCAAGUGCCGUCACAGAGACUCCGGUCGCCUCGUCGCCAUCAAGAAGUUCAUGGACUCCGACGAUGACAAGACGGUGAAGAAGAUCGCCCUGAGGGAGAUCAAGCUGCUGAAGCAACUCCGUCACGACAACCUGGUGAACCUCGUAGAAGUGUGGAAGCGUCGCCGGCGCUGGUAUCUGGUGUUUGAGUUUGUCGAGCGAACCCUUCUGGAUGAUCUGGAGCAAAACCCAAGCGGACUAGACCUGAACACCAGCCGGCAGUACCUGUACCAGAUCUUGAGGGCUGUGACCUUCUGCCACCAGCAAAAUAUCAUCCACCGAGACAUCAAACCAGAGAACAUACUCAUCUCUCAGGGGGGCGUGGUUAAGAUGUGUGACUUUGGUUUCGCCCGGACAAUGACAUCUCCUGCUGAGGGGGGCGUAUAUACCGACUACGUGGCGACUCGCUGGUACAGAGCCCCUGAACUGCUGGUGGGAGACACCAAAUAUGGAAAACCGGUUGAUGUGUGGGCUGUUGGUUGUUUGUUAUUAGAGAUGUUAACAGGUCAGCCUCUGUUUCCCGGAGACUCGGACCUCGACCAAAUUUACCACAUCGUCAGGUGCUUUGGUAACAUGACAGCUCAUCACCAGGAGAUGUUCUACAGGAAUCCCGUUUUUUCAGGAGUCAGACUGCCCGAAUGCUCUGGAAAAGUCCCACUGGAGCAGCGCUUCCCUACAAUCACACCCGCUGCCCUGGACCUGGCUCAGAGUUGUCUCCGGAUGGAUCCUGAGGAACGAGCUCAGUGUUCAGAACUGCUGGAACAUCCUCUUUUCACUCAAGACUCUUUCCACAUCAGAUUUUUGGAUGAGCUGAAUGUCAAGAUUCAGAAAGACCACAGAGAAAACUCAACUCUUCCCAAAAUAACCAAAACCCCAAGACGAGAAAGGGGAGAAGGGGAUGACAAGAACCGGAAAAGCAAGGACAAGUCACAACCUGAAGAUGUGAAUGACAAAGUCACCAAGGAAAGAGAAAGGAAGGAAGAAGACAAAAUGGAGAAGACAAAAGGAAAGCAACCUUUGAAGAUUUCGAAAACUAUUCGAAACCCCUCAGAACCUUCAGUGUCUGUCAAACAGUCUAAAACAUUAGGAAAAGGUAAACCAGGAAAGGCCACUGGUUUGGAUCUAAGAAAGGAACCUGAGAUUCCCAAAUCAACUAAAACCCUUAUCUCUGAUUCACUGGAGGCUACCAAGACUGCAACAGAUCUAAAGGAAGUUGCUUCUCCAGAGACAAAGGAGGUUAUUUUGAAAACUAGGGAUAGUGGUUUGUAUUCCAGUUACUCAGAAAACUUUGCAUCAGGCGUGACAUCCAAAUUGGAGCCAAGUCAAGAUUCUGGGAAGAGAUCGAACAACUUAAACACAAAAGUACCCCGAUUGUCUAAGAACUCAACCACUGACCAUCCAAAUAGGAGUUCAACACCAAAAGCUUCUUUAAAGUCAGAAAUUCAUCAUACAGAAGCCCACUUAACACAGAAAAUUGGUAAAAUUUCCACCACAGAGUACUCUAAAGGUGUCUUAACAGGUGUAACCUCUAAAACAUCAACCAGUGACCAAGUAGAGACGAGCUUAACACUUCAAAUGUCUCAAGAGUCAAGCAGUGACCACACUGAGGUCGCUGCCCCAUCCAUCCCUUCAUGCAAGACAUCUACGAUUUCAGCGCAACAGACCAGUUGUUCAACCAUGGACACAGAGCAAAAAAGGACCUCCGAAUGUCCAAAAGUCAUACCCUUAAACCUGAAGCCAUCUAAGACUACCUCAAACUUGGUCCCAAAAAUGACCAAAAACAGCACAACUUUGUCCAUAAGCAUUUCAAAGACCCUUUCCUCAGAUCUGUCAAGGCAGUCCUCAACAGUUUUUACAGAGGCAAGUCUUGCCCACAGCUCUACAACUCUGCCUAAAGGAACUUCAAAUUUAAAGUUGGCCAAAACUGGCUCAUUUUCAGAUUCCAAACCCAUAAAUUCACCAUGUGAACCCAACAAACCUUCGAGGAGCUUUCAAACUGAAAGGGAUUUCACAGAGGUAUCGAUUGCAGCCAAUGCUCAAUGCCCAAUUCUCAACCCAGCUGAAAACGACACUGAGAUAUCCAAAGCCUCUGUCGAAGCAAACAAGGAUAAUCCUGAAACUUCACAGCCCUCCAGUGUCCAUCUGCAGAGCACUUUGAAAUCCAAGAUCACCCCAGAAUCCCAAAUGACCUCAACAUCCAUGCCAAAUGAUGCACCUAAAACAGUCCCGUCAGGAGAGACCGCUAUUCCAACGAUACUGAAGGUCUCAGAUAAAGAGAACAGAGAGGAUUCAGCGCUUCCUGUGUCCAUUAGUGCAAGAACCAAAUCUUUUGUAAAUCAAACCUCAAAGGUUCCUGGAGUUUCAAAUAUUGAGCAGAAGAACAACAGCAGUGAAGCUGAGCCGAACAUAAAAUCCUUGAAGCCCCCUCAGUCCAAAUCUUUGACAGGCGAACCUAAAACAAAGCCUGGAUCUUUUAGCAACCAUAGCAAGUCUACAACAAUGACCCUAAAGUCUCAGAAAACAACAUUUCCUACAGAAGCAAGAAAGAAAAGAGACAGUCUCGAAAGGGACGGCACAACAAAUAUAUCUGCUUUUGCAGAUUCCACUUCAUUCACCUCAACAGCGACUCCAGACCACAAAGCUUCAACAAGAAGCUCCAUCUUUCACAACAUGGACACUGUAGACAUUAAUGACUUUGCGGCCAGUGUACUCCACUCCUCUCCACCGCCGCCUCCUCCUCCGCCCUCCUCCACUCCACAACUCCUCCCUCCAUCAUCCACUCCCCUUAUCCACCCAUUUUCCGUCCACGGCCCAGCCACCAGCGAUCACCUCUCCCUGGGGUCUUUCCAUCCUGGAGCCCACAGCCAUAGGUGUUCAGACAAACCCAGGCAUCACGGUGGCAUCUACAGUCGACUGUCCAGCCACAUUACCGGACCACUCUCUGCGCAGGUGUCAGAAAAGAGUCUGAUCUGCGAGCGCUCCUUGCUGUCUGAUCGCUGUAACCUUGGUAACAGCGGUGGCACCGCGACCAAAAAGAAACCGGACAUUCAUUUCCCAGAUCUGAGAGGUUCAGUGCUGCCAGAGCUCAAAGGAAGAGAAGGCAAACACAACAAAGGCACUUCGAAGGAUCAGAGGAAAGACAAACAGCCCGUUCCUCCAUCAGAGCCACAGCAACACGGACACAACAGCACUGAUACACAAACACCAUAAAAACACUUCAGACCUCUUCACUUUACUUUAAUAUCAACUUAAC
This is a messenger RNA of Plectropomus leopardus (leopard coralgrouper), 3346 nucleotides long. RefSeq lists its product as uncharacterized. Gene Ontology annotation, molecular function: protein kinase activity; ATP binding. Gene Ontology annotation, biological process: protein phosphorylation. Lineage: Eukaryota; Metazoa; Chordata; Actinopteri; Perciformes; Serranidae. The record is from RefSeq and is a predicted model, not a curated record.